This is a messenger RNA of Saccostrea cuccullata (small rock oyster), 1626 nucleotides long. RefSeq lists its product as uncharacterized. The transcript has 4 exons. Bases 46 to 939 code for a protein of 297 amino acids. NCBI's taxonomy places the organism in Eukaryota, Metazoa, Mollusca, Bivalvia, Ostreida, Ostreidae. The record is from RefSeq and is a predicted model, not a curated record. Gene Ontology annotation, molecular function: S-adenosylmethionine-dependent methyltransferase activity.
UUUGACUUCUACCUUUUAUCAUUCUUGAAAGCGAAAGCAGCAAGCAUGCCGUUUGUGUCGGGAAUUGACCACAAAUAUAUUGCAAUUGGUGCUUUAGCAUGCACUACAAGUGUUGCAGUUUUCUCGACGUAUAAAUGGCUAAGUGAAAGAAGAAGAAGACUCAAAGGUUCUGUUUAUGAAUCACAGAAAUUACUGAAUGAAUACCUCGUUUUCCACUACGGAGCCAAGGAAGAAGUUCUGAAAUAUGACUUUGGACCAAAAGGAGCCCUUGACUUUCCUAAAAGAUGUGCCGACAUGUGUUUAAAACAUUGCAAAGGAUUUGGCAAGAGUAAGACUCUAAGGCGAGCUCUGGACAUUGGAUGUGCAGUCGGCCGAUCUUCAUUUGAGCUGGCACAUGAAUUCCAAGAGGUGAUAGGGAUUGACUACAGUCAGUCGUUUGUAGAUGCUUGUGAGCACAUGAGGGACCUGGGAGAGAAAGUGUACUUUAUACAAGAUGAAGGGGAUCUAGUCACUCCUCUUGUAGCCAGAGUGCCACAGGACAUUGAAAAAGCAAGAUGUACCUUUGAGCAAGGAGAUGCUUGUGACCUUCGACACGACCUGGGGUCAUUUGGGUGUGUUCUGGCUGCCAAUCUGAUUUGUCGUUUACACUCGCCCUUUGACUUCUUGCGACGUCUAACAGAACUGGUGGCACCAGGGGGAAUACUUGUCAUUACCUCUCCUUACACGUGGCUUGAAGAAUUCACAGAUAAAGAAAAUUGGAUGGGAGGGUACAAAAAGAAUGGGCAGGUAGUGACAGGAUUCUCUACCCUUAAAAAAGAACUGGGACCAAAUUUUAAUUUGGUGGAGUCAUGUGACAUGCCUUUCUUCAUCCGUGAAACUGCCAGGAAAAAUCAGUGGACCGUAGCACACUGCACUGUGUGGUCUAGGAAAAUGAACUAAAUCAAAAAUGUCCUGAUCGAACUUUGUGUGAUAGACAAGUGCUUUAAUAUCUUUGUUUACAAUCAUUCCCUUUUUUUCUCUCAGUAUUUUAUUUACUUAUAAGUCCUCAGAUGUGCAAUUUUCAAUCAGCUUUAUUUUUAAAAUCAAAAUAAUAAAUCAAUGUGAUAAAUGUCAAUUUUAGAUAAUUUUUUUGUGUAUGAAAAUAAUAUUUGUAUUGUUUUUAUGUUAGGCUGUUUAUGGCAAGGUAAAGUCCUUUCUGAAUCCAUCUUUACAAGCAUAUAUACACGCAUUGGUGAUGUACUUACCAUAUGAAGUAAAUGUAUUUAUAUUGAACUUUGGUAGAGUAUCACAGAUAUUGAAAUCUCAAAUUCCAUUGAUAUGUGUAAGCAACAUGGAAGUCCCAGAUGCAUUUUCUUUUUGUAUUUUAAUUAUCCUCUGUACCUUAAAUUCUCUGAUAUCUGGAAAAAGUUUCUCUUGGUUCAAUCAAGAUUGACUGUUUGUUAAAUUAAUUGCAUUUUUACAUAUUUUGAUUAAAAAUUAUAAAUUACAACAUCAAGAAUAACAUUUCAGAAUGAGCUGGCAGCAUCUGACAAUUUUUUGACCUUUCUCUGUAAUUUCAUUAAGAUAUAUAUUAUAUUUUAUGUAUUUCUAUUGAGAAAAAGAAUAAAUUUAUGCCUUAAAUUCAAA